Iphiclides podalirius (scarce swallowtail) is the source of this 495-nucleotide messenger RNA. NCBI's taxonomy places the organism in Eukaryota, Metazoa, Arthropoda, Insecta, Lepidoptera, Papilionidae. The record is from the annotation of a GenBank genome assembly.
AUGGGAAUCAAACCCACGACCCUGACGCCGGAGCCAGUGUCAACGGUGCCACAGCGGCAAAAAAGUGGUGGCGCGGAGGGAUGGGGGGGCGAGGGGGCAUGGGAACACGUCCGCCCCGAGCGGAUGCCGGGCGCGCCGCGCUUUUUCAGCGGCGCGCUGCUCCGGCGACACGCGGCCGCAUUAAGGGGGCCCGGCGAUGGCGGUGCCCUCAGAGCGGGGCAUUCCGCUCGCGUUAUGCCCCCUAAUCGUGGCGGGACGCGGCCGCGCAUCGCAGAUAUGCCGUCGGGGGCGCGCAUGACGUUCUCAUCACCGCGGCCGGCGUUUUUUGGGCGGUCCCCGACCGGGCCGAACCCGAUGCGAGGCACUUCCCACGGCGCGCGGCCGCUUGCGGCCAGGGCUCACGGCGGGCCCUUUUUGCCCGCGCCGCCACGAGCGGCCGCGGCGCGUCGACAAUCGUGCCCGCUGAAUAAUUCAACGAAAUUGCCGAUCGAUCAA